AUGACUCUUUCAAAAGUUCCAGUGCUUCUGGGGAUGCCUAAAGAAAUAAUAAUGGGAGUAUGUUAUUUUUUAAACCCAAAAGAUACAAUUAGCCUGAGUUUAACAUGCAAUUCUGCGUAUUUGAUAAUACACAAUAAUCCAAUAAUUUGGAGAUUUUACUGCCAUAAAUUUGGUUUUGUACAAAGUAAGAAGGGGAAAAAAUGGUGUUUGGAGAAAAUACAUGAAGUUUCAGGAAAUGAGAGGAAGGAUUUAGAUUACUAUUGGUUUGAAAAAGAGAGGAUGGGUAAGAUAAGUAAUAUAAACAGUAAGAGAAAUACAAACAUACCCAAGGAAGAAGUUGAAGCAUAUUCAAUAGAGUUUGGUGAAGAUGAAAACUAUCUCAAGAUCUUAGAAUACAAUUGGUGGAAUGAAGGAGAUUCUGGAAUAAUAAUAAAUCAUGGAAAAAAGCCAGUGCCAGAUUUGGAUAAUAGUGAAUUGGAGAAUAUAAGAUUAGACAUUUCACUUGCAACAGAAUUAGUAAACUGGAGAUUAGUUUUUUAUAUGAACAUACUAAAUGAAGACCCAAAUCAUAUUUUCUGGUUAAGAAUUGGGACUAGUAUAGAUAUAAUGACUCCAAUAACUUCAGUUAAGAUUGAUCCAAAGAUAUACAAAGAUAUGGACGAUGCAGUAAUUAGUAAAAUAUUUGAUUUUUCCAAAAAAAUCAAAUAUUUGUCAACUUUACAUACAUGUAGACAUUUUAUCCGACUUCCAUGCCCAAUAAGGAUUCGAGAAAUUUUGAUAGGAGGAAGAAUUGGUAACAUUAUUAGUUCAGAGCCAAAUUCACACGGGAGAUAUCUUCUUGAGUUACCGAAAGAACUUGUUCAUAUGGUAGACAUUAAUGUUAAACCAAAUCCUAAAUAUGAUGAAGAAGAUUACAUUGGAACUAAAAAACUACAACUCCCAAUAAACAUUCACAGAAAGUCCUUUAUUGGGGGAUCUCCAAAAAUUGGAGCUCAAUCCAAGGCAGAAGGAAGUGAUAUAAGUGUAUUAGAGGGAGAAGAACAAGAACAAGGAGAGGAGGAUAGUGAAGUAAUGUACAAAAUAACUUCAAGUUCAAUAGAGUUUGUUAAUAUAGCGAAUGCAUUUAUAUCCUAUGCUAGUAACCCAAACUGGACAACUUCCUUGACUCCAAGGUCAAUUUCAGCUUUCAGAAAAAUGGAAUUUCCAACCAGCCACGGUAAUCAGUUUUUUUCUGAAGUAUUGAGCCAAAUACAUAAAGUUGAAAAGGGUGUCAAAGAAGGAAUAAAAUUUGGAGCUAUUAAUGACUACUACUCAAAUACAAAUUUGACCCACAGCCCAGUAAACUGUACAACCCCAUGUUCAGUAAUAAACAGGACAUGCAAUUUGGAGUUUCAAAAUAUAAGGCAAUACUUCAAGAUGUUAUGCUCUAAUUCGAUUAUAUUUAAUAUGUUUGCAACCAGUGUUAACUUACAGGAUUCAGCAUUUGAGGGUGACCAAAGCUACUCAUGUUGGUGUGAACACCCUAAGAGUCUGUUGGGAUGUACUUGGUAUUAUAAUCCCACUAAGUCCAGUCUAAAUGAUAUAAAAAAUUUCAAUUCAGGUUUAUUUUUCUCUAUGGAAAAUUCUUCAACAAUAAAUACUAAGUUGCCACGAAAUAUUUGUUCCAAAGCUAAUUUAGAGUUAAUAUUAACUAUAAUUCAGAAUAGUCACAGCUUAGAGAGACACCUAAAUAGAAAAUUUAUAUCUUUAAAUAGAGAAGAAAUGUGCCUGGCUGAUUUGAUUUAUUUAAUAAAAUCAAGCUUGAAUGGAAUUAUAAAUGAUUGUGUUAAAGAUGAACUUAGCUACAAUAUCUUCAUAUUAAGAGGUAUAGGGUGGAGGAAGCUGAAUGAUUAUGAAAAUGAUGAGAUUGAAGAAAAUACUAAAACAUUAUUAUUGGAAAAGGAGAUAGAAAAAAGAAUUUAUGGCGAGAGUUUAACAAAAAACGAAAAGGUUUUGAGUAAAUUGAAAGUUUAUUCAGGAGAUCUACUUGGUAAUUUAGUAAAGAAUUUCUUUUUUAUGAGUGGUGAGAAGAUUGAAGUAGAAAUAAAACAAAUAGAAGCAGAAGAAAUUUAUGAGGAUCUUAAAGAACAGUAUAAAAUUCAUAAAGAAUUUGUGAUCCCCGUUACCUGGUCUUCAGACGGCCUGACACUGUCAAAAAUCAGCUUCUUACCAAUAAAGAUGGAAGGAGGGGAACAAGGCUUUGUAUUAAAUGGUAGUAUUGGUAGCUCAAAUAACUUAGGAGAGUAUCCAUACGGAAUCCAAAAGACAUUUUCAGGAAUUUCAAAUAUGUCAACAAUGCCUUCAUUUUCAUCAUUUUCAUCUUUAGAAGGCCAUAUGUUAAAUUCUGUAAUAAAAUUUUCAAAGUGUAAAAUAAUCACUUUGCAUAGAGAAUCAAAUAGAUUUAGAGAGCACAGAGAUCACUCAAAUGAUAUUUCAGUACACAAUUCAGAAUCUAAAAAUAGCUUUUGUUUGAAAAGCUUAAUAAAAAACACAAACGAAAUUUACAAAGAUCUAAUAGCAGGGAAAUUCUAUGUUGAUCAUAUAUCAAGAUUCCCAAGCUUUAAUUCACUACCAAUUCACAACACUUUAUAUUUUAAUUCUUCAAAUUCAGAAAAUGUUAGAGGUGAUAAAAGUUUUAAAGAAGAACACUUAAUUAAAAAUCAAUAUAAAUUCACGCUACUAGAAAGUUCGAAGGAUACUAGACAGUUUGAAUUUCACUCAGAUAGAUCCGAUCUUAUCUUAAUUGGAACUUCUUUAGGAAAAAUUAAAUUGAUUGACAGGUAUAACGAUGUUAUUUUGGGUGAAAAAGGAAUCUCACUGAGCCCUAUUAUUGGUUUAUCUUGGUUUAAUUACCACCCACAAACAUUCGUAGCAGGAAGUUGUUUAUUAGGGACAAUUUCAAUUUUAAGUUAUAAAGAAAAUCCAUUUUACCAGCCAAUAGAUUGUUUUCAAGACCAGGAUAACAAGCAUCAAGGGAAUAGAAAAGCUGAUCAGGAUAAACAAGAUGACAAAUUUCCUUAUUUAAUUAACACAGAAAACAAGAGUAAAUCAUUUCCACAAUUAAGUUCAAUUUCGGUUAAUGCUACAGAUGAUUAUUACUUAGCGAGUGGGUUUGGAAAAUCUGUUGGUUUGUAUAAUACACAUACUGGAUCUCAAAUAAAAAUACUACCGAGUAUGCAUAUGUCACAUAUUAACAUUGUAAGAUUUGCAAAUUAUCAUCCACAUAUAUUUUCUACAGCAUCUUUUGAUUCAAGCUGUAAACUAUGGGAUUUAAGACAGAAGAUUUAUGGAAAUGACCCCAUUAUAAAGUUUGAAUUACCAUGUAUGGCAAUUAUGUCAUGUUUUUCUCCAAAGAAUGACCUCAAAAUGGUCGUAAGCGGAGUAGAUGAUUAUCUUAAACAGCUGGAUUUGAGGUUCAAAGAAACCAUUAAUGGCAAUGGAUGCAGAAACUUCACUAUUCCUACUCUGAGGGACUCACAAAGCUAUAGAAGGUCAGUUUACAAUUCUAAUGGAGAUUUUGUUCUAUCCAUAAACACCAAGGACAAAUAUGUUCGAAUUUUUGAUUCUGAAAAUCUUUCUUCAAAAUUUAAUUUUGGGUAUUUUCACAUUUUGAAUGCUCAUCAGGAAGUAUCAAAAAGAAAAUCUUCUAAUUACUCUUCUCAGGUAAUUCACACAUUAAAUGAAAGUGCAAAAUUUAACCCAUAUCUUGAGAGAGAAACCUCAGAACCGAUAAAUUCCGGAAACUCAAGACGAAUAGCUAAUACGGAGGAAGGAAGAGUAUUAGAAGAAGAGUUUACAAGGAUUGGUCAAACCACAAACAGUGAGCAAGGCAAUGAACCAGGUAGUGAAAAAAAGGAUUAUAGCUUGCUUUCAGUAAGGGGGCAUCCAAUAUAUGCAGAUAUUGGAGGUUUUUUAAUCUCAGAGUCAACAGGAAACUCAAAGCUCGCGCUUCUAAAGUUUGGAAAGGUUCUUAAAGGAUAA
Molecule: messenger RNA, 4020 nt
Organism: Cryptosporidium ubiquitum
Lineage: Eukaryota; Apicomplexa; Conoidasida; Eucoccidiorida; Cryptosporidiidae
Exons: 2
Coding region: 1-4020 (1339 amino acids)
Biological process (GO): cellular response to UV-B
Cellular component (GO): Cul4-RING E3 ubiquitin ligase complex
Molecular function (GO): protein binding
Source: RefSeq, a predicted model, not a curated record